This is a messenger RNA of Sipha flava (yellow sugarcane aphid), 1424 nucleotides long. Its product is annotated as terminal uridylyltransferase Tailor-like. The transcript is spliced from 4 exons. The coding region runs from base 312 to 1409 and encodes 365 amino acids. NCBI's taxonomy places the organism in Eukaryota, Metazoa, Arthropoda, Insecta, Hemiptera, Aphididae. Gene Ontology annotation, molecular function: RNA uridylyltransferase activity. The record is from RefSeq and is a predicted model, not a curated record.
CUGGUUGUUAAUUGUUAUUAUUAUUUAUAAAAAAAAAUUGAUUUUGAACUUUAAUUUAAUUAAUAUAGAAAUAUUUGUUUCAAUGAUCAGAACUCCGAUCAAUCUUUUCACUUUUAUCUAUGUGAUUCUUUCAGUCAAUUUUCAAAACUUGAAGAUUUAAGAGCUCAAACCCUGAAUUAAAAAAAUGUUUAUAUUUUUCUUUUGUAUAAAAUAAAUGUAACUGUGAAACUUCAAAGUUGUAUAUAAUCAAUAAUUAGCCAUAGAUCUACAUUUUAAAAAUAAAAAACCCUCGUGUUUAUAAAAACUUAAAAAUGGGUGAUCAACCUGAUCCAUACCAGCACAGUGCAGGAAAUAAAUGUAUUAAUUCUAAAAAAAGAAUGCGUCAAACUGAUAAUCAUUUUUACAAAACUAAACCUAAGAAAUUCAAACAAGAAAAAAUUCAAAAUAGUUAUAAAUCCAAUGAUGAUAUUAUUACAUUAUUUAGACUAGAGUUAGAAAAAAUUUUGAUGGGAUCUAAAGACUUAAACACAAAUAUAGAAGAUAUACAGCCAUAUGGAUCAAGAGUUUCUGGUCUUAACACCUAUGAAAGUGAUGUUGAUUUGAAUAUAAAUUACACUUCAACAACACCUGUCAUAAAAUUAAUAAGAUCAUUUGCUAAUAGUAUUAGUAAAAGCAAGAUAUUUGUUAAGGUUUUUCCUUUAACUCAUGCGAAGAUACCUAUUAUAAAGUGUGUUCAUAGAAACACUUGGAUUAAUUGUGAUAUAUCAUUUAAUAACAUCAAUGCUGUUUAUAACUCUCAACUUUUAUAUCAAAUUAUAAAUAUGGACUAUCGUAUUAAACCAGUUUUAAUGAAGUUAAAGAUUUGGGGUAAAAAUAUUGGUCUUAUAAAUACUAAUGGAUUUUCCAGCUAUUCUUUCUAUUGGCUAGGAUUGUUUUAUAUGCAAGUAAUGGGAAUAUUGCCAUCUAUUCAUGAUUUACAGAAAUCAGAACCAGAACUUAUAAUCGGAGGUUGGAAUUAUUGUGCAUUUUCUAAAAAAGUGCAAGAAUGUUUUAAAAACAAACAUCAAAAUAUUAGUGAAAGUGAUAUAAUGAAUGCAAUAUUUUCAUAUUAUUCAAAUUUUGACUUUGAAACAUUUGUAAUUAGUCCGUACAUUGGUUGCCCACUAAUGAAAAAUUGUUUCAAUAAUACAGAUCAACUUCCAGAAGAAUAUUGGAGGUACAAACAAUUUCACGAAACAAAUAAAAAUAAGAAGUUAUUAUUUUUAGGAACUACCAAAUAUAAUAUGUAUAUUCAAGAUCCAUUUCAACACAACAAAAAUAUUACAGCCAGAGUUAUUCCAAAAAUAUUCGAGAAAUUUAUUAAAGCUUGUAAAGAUACAAAUUUAAAUGUUCAGAAAAAAGUGGAAUAAAAAUCUUGAGUUAAA